Molecule: messenger RNA, 1047 nt
Organism: Rotaria socialis
Lineage: Eukaryota; Metazoa; Rotifera; Eurotatoria; Philodinida; Philodinidae
Source: the annotation of a GenBank genome assembly
AUGAAUUCAAUUGGGUUAUCAUUAUUAUUAUUUUUAUUAACAGUUUCUCUGAUAAAAAUCAUCAGCACAACAGCUCUAUACUGUAAUGAAGAUAUCAAUGGUACUCGUCAGCUAAUUGAAAAUUGUCGUGCAUGUGUUAUUUUUAUCGAUAAAAAGAUUGAUACAAUAGAUUCACUGGGAAAAACCAUUAUCUAUGAUGAACUAUCAAUUAAAGAAUUAUCUUUAUAUGAUGAAAAAAAGCUCCAUCAUCGUCAUGCUGACACUAUAAUUCAUCAGAAAUGCGCCCGUGAACCCGAUGGCCCACUGUAUGGUUAUGAUCAAACACAUUGCUAUUGUAAUUCAAACAGAUGUAAUUCAAAUAUCCAACAAUGCAUUUAUGAAAUAGUGUCAAAACGUUAUUUUUCAUGUUAUCAUGGUUCAAAUGUAAGUCAUGAUUCACUUGAAAUCUAUAAGAAAUGUCGUAGUUGUCGUAUACGACUCGAAACUGAUUUAACGUAUCAUUACGAAUGUUUAACAUUUGGUGAACAAGAACAAAAAAAUCUUACACAUUGUACUUGUCAAUAUCCAAUGUGUAAUCAAAAUUUAGCAAUAUGCCAACGUUUUCAACAAGACCCAACUUUAUUACGAAUUAAUCCGAUGCAUAAAAGCGUGAUUAAUUCAACGCAGAGCAUUUCUGCUAGUACCGGUACAACGGCGACGACGACGACGACGACGACGACGACGACGACAACAACAACAACAACAACAACAACAACAACAACAUCAAUAACUACAAGAACAAUUAUGAAUACAACAAUAAGUACUACAAUAACAUCAUGGAUCAGUAGUUUACCAGAAAUCGUAGCGACGUUAUCAAAUAUCAACAAAGCUGAUGAAGACAUUUUGAUUGAAAAUGCAACAUCGAUUGAAUUAACUUCAACACCAUGUCAUGAAACACAAGAGCCUAAUAUAACAGCUGUUGAAAUGAAAAAUUAUGCUAAUUAUUUUUCAUCAAAUUUUUGUUAUAUUUCAAGUCUAUUGUUAUUAUUUGUUUUCUUUUUUUAUUAA